GCUUAGCCUACAUGUUCACUGCAGAUUUUUGUUUGGGGCACGAGGGCAGCAGACCAUGCAUAAACACACAGAGAGACUAGGGGAGAUAGUGGUGCCCAGCUACUCUUAGGAACUGAAGAGCUGUAGCUGUCCAUGCUUUCACUGCUAGACAGUGUCUGUCUUUGCUAACAGAGAGCAGUGGGAAUUGUGUUUGUUUCUAUCAUAAGUUUUUUUUAUUCAUCUCAACUCUUUUUUUCAAACAUGGGGUGUUCCUCCUCCAGUGCACAGACUGUUGAUCAAGAGAAAAGACCAGGCACAAAGCCAGAGGAGAGCAAUGGAGACACAGUGGCAGUCAGAAACGGGAUCAUUGCAGAAGAUGCACAAACCAUCGAGGACCAGAUGCAGUUGCCUGUGCAGACUGCCUUACCGGACGAUCUUCAACCAGGAGCUGAUGAUGAGACAGAGGUCGUGUUGGUAGCCCUGGAGGCCCAGGAGGAUCUUGGCUCUAGGGAAGACCUCCUGGCUCCACCUGAGCCUCAGCCAGAAACUGUCGCCCCUGCAGAACCAGCUCCAGAGGCUACUGAGGAGGCACUACUCCCUGUGGAGGAAGCUGCGCCUGUAGAAACUGUAGUGCCUGAGGCCGAUUCUGAGGUCAAGGCUGUUGCUGAGGCUACAGAGGAGGCCCCUUCUGUUGAAUCGGUGCAGGCAGAGGCCCCUGCUGUUGUUGAGGAGGCAUCUGCUGUGCCAGCUGAGGCCGCUCCAGAGGUCAAAGCACUUGUUGAGGCUACAGAGGAGGCCCCUUCUGUUGAAUCUGUUGUAGCUGUGCAGGCAGAGGCCCCUGCUGUUGUUGAGGAGGUGGCUGCUGUGCCAGCUGAAGUCUCUCCUGAGGUUGUUGGCACCCCUGAUGUUGAACCUGUUGCAUCUGAGCCAGCAGAGGCCCCAUUGGCUGUGGAAGAGGCCGCAUCUGUAGCAGCUGUAGCGGCUGUAGCGGCUGAGGCCCCUGCCGAAGUGGCUGCUCCUGUCGAGGUAGAAGUGCCAACUGACAGUGCUACACCAGUUACUGCCUCAACAGGACCAUGUGAAUCCUCAGAACCAGGAGAGGCUUCAGCACCAGCACCAGGGGCAGCCUCAGUUGAAGGUGUAGUACCAGAUGAGGCUUCAGCCCCGACUGAGGCUUCUUCAACUGUAGAGGCAGCAGCGCCUGUAAUAGAUACAGAGCUUGCUGUAGCAACUAUUCCAGAGAUGCCUCCAUUAUCUCCUGUCAGAGUUGAGGACCAAGCUGAGCCUCAGCCUGCCGUUGAGGAGGCAACAGUACCUCCUGCUGUCGCUGUGGUGGCACAAUGCCCUACAGAAGUCACCCCUGCUCCAGCCCCAGAAGUUGAAUCUGCUGCUACUGAGCCAGUCCAGGAGGCAGAGGUUCCAGCAUCUAUACCAGCGGUUUCAGAAGCAGCCCCAGAAGCUCCAGCAGCAACUGUGACAGCUCCUGUGGUUGAGUCCACCCCAGCAGUCCCUGAAGAACCCUCAGCUCCAGUCCCUGAGGCUUCACCUGAAGUGGUGUCUGCAACUGAGGCCUCUCAGGAUAUGGAGAGUGAGAAAGCCAAAAAGGAGGAUUGAGUGGAGAGAAGAGAUUCACCAAAAAUAACAAAAACCCCAAAGCCGCCAUUGUGAGGCAACUGGAAGAAAAAGAAGAUAAAGAAACAAACGCUACAUUUUCAGUAUUGUCUCAUCAGCGCUCACCAAACUGUAAACCAGAUCUAUUAAUAAGCAUGGUGCCUUAAUAACAUGUCAUUUAGGAAAGAUCAGAAUUUUUCCUACAUUUGUAAAUAUAAACCUUUAAGUUUUUCUACUGAGACCUUAAGUGCCUGGAGCAACACACUCUACACACAGGCAAAGAAAAUGCUAUAAAAACACUUGGGACAGGUUACAUGAGACAAGAGGGUGCAAUGACAUCUUGAAAUAUAUGAACUAGGGAAGCAUGCUUGCUAAGUGAAUCCUUGACUAUUUAAAAUAGCUGCUUCUGUGGAAUACAAGCCAAACACAACUGUGAAUAAAAUUAUGCAAAGAGGUGACAGAAAUACCAAACUGGGUGGAUGAACAACAAAUGGCUGGGUUUACACUGCCAGCUUAAUUGCAAUUUUUUAUCACCUAUAUGAAAUUGACAUUUUUGUUUGGUGUUUACACAUUAUUUAAUUGCAGCCUUGCUAAUAAGGGUAAUUUAAUUAAUAUGAAUGACAGUACUAAAUGUUGAGUAACUACUGUAAGUUAAAUCCACGUUUCCUUAAAAAUAUCUCUUUGAUAUCACUUUAUUGGAUUCCAUGAAUAAAUGUUUUUGUUUUUUUAGUAAGGAAUAAAAAAUGCAUGCAGAUGAUCCGAAGCACAUGCAAAAGAGUAGAACUGACAUAAUGAAUCACUGCCAGGCUGAGGUUGCAGAUGAGUACUGAUAUGUCAUCUUGCUGUUCCAUGAAGACAUUUUGUGCAACUGUACUGUAGCUGGCAGAUAAAAUUCUCCACCUGAAAAUAAAGGCAUUUCCAAAUAUAUAUUUAUAGGCAUCAUUAGGCCUUGCUACGCUGAUGUCAUGUGCACAUUGGUUUUGGUUUAAGAGCACAGUAGAAGAUCACCUAGUGGACAUGAUUUUUACAUUAUCAUUAGUUCUACAUGCCGUGUUUAACAAAAAUGUAGGAAAAACUGUAGGUCUUAAAAGUUAUUUUAAUUGUGUAAGAUGUGAUUGACGUUGUGGGGACACAUUUGUUUUUAUGUCUGACAACUUUUUUCCAUCUUUGUUUCUCUGUAAUAUAUCCAUUUUCUGAGCUUUGUGUAUGAUUCUGCUAACCUAGUGUACAGAAUAAAA
This is a messenger RNA of Micropterus dolomieu (smallmouth bass), 2828 nucleotides long. Its product is annotated as calphotin-like. NCBI's taxonomy places the organism in Eukaryota, Metazoa, Chordata, Actinopteri, Centrarchiformes, Centrarchidae. The transcript has 4 exons. Bases 241 to 1593 code for a protein of 450 amino acids. The record is from RefSeq and is a predicted model, not a curated record.